CGCGGACAAGUCCUGACAUCGCGCGCCCCCCCACCCCCUCUCUGGGGCCGCCCCCCCCUCCCUCCGCGUCGUCGAAGAUAAACAAUAGUUAGCCCGUGAGCGCGGAGCCUGUCUCCCGCCGCCGGAUUCGGCGGGGUGCGUGGGACCGGCGGGAUCUUGACCAGCCGGCUAUGGCGGGGCUGUACUCGCUGGGAGUGAGCGUCUUCUCCGACCAGGGAGGGAGGAAGUACAUGGAGGACGUUACUCAGAUCGUUGUGGAGCCCGAACCGACGGCUGAAGAAAAGCCCUGGUCGCGGCGCUUGCCGUCCCAGCCGUCGCCUCCGCAGUCGUCACCACCGCUGCCGGUUCUUCCUGGCAGCCAAGUCUCGGGGAAAGGCCCAGCGGUGGCAGCCCGAGAAGCUAGCGAUCCUCCUCCGGACGCCGGGGCUUCACCGGCUCCUGGCCGCUGCUGCCGCCGCCGUUCCUCUGUGGCAUUUUUCGCAGUGUGCGACGGGCACGGCGGGCGGGAGGCAGCACAGUUUGCCCGGGAGCACUUGUGGGGUUUCAUCAAGAAGCAGAAGGGUUUCACUUCGUCCGAGCCGGCGAAGGUUUGCGCUGCCAUCCGCAAAGGCUUCCUCGCUUGUCACCUCGCCAUGUGGAAGAAACUGGCAGAAUGGCCAAAGACAGUGACAGGUCUUCCAAGCACGUCAGGGACAACUGCAAGUGUGGUCAUUAUUCGGGGCAUGAAGAUGUAUGUAGCACAUGUGGGCGACUCAGGGGUGGUUCUUGGAGUUCAGGAUGAUCCGAAGGAUGAUUUUGUCAGAGCUGUGGAGGUGACACAGGACCAUAAGCCAGAACUUCCCAAGGAAAGAGAACGAAUCGAAGGACUUGGUGGGAGUGUGAUGAACAAGUCUGGGGUGAAUCGUGUAGUUUGGAAACGACCUCGGCUUACUCACAAUGGACCUGUACGAAGAAGCACAAUUAUUGACCAAAUCCCUUUUCUGGCAGUAGCAAGAGCACUUGGUGAUUUGUGGAGCUAUGAUUUCUUCAGCGGUGAGUUUGUGGUGUCACCUGAACCAGACACAAGUGUCCACACUCUUGACCCCUUGAAGCACAAGUAUAUUAUCUUGGGUAGUGAUGGACUUUGGAAUAUGAUUCCACCGCAGGAUGCCAUCUCAAUGUGCCAGGAGCAAGAGGAGAAAAAAUACUUAAUGGGUGAGCAUGAACAAUCUUGUGCCAAAAUGCUUGUGAAUCGUGCACUAGGCCGCUGGAGGCAGCGUAUGCUCCGAGCAGAUAACACUAGUGCCAUAGUAAUCUGCAUCUCUCCAGGAGUGGACAAUCAGGGCACCUGCACCAAUGAAGAUGAGCUUUAUCUGAACCUGACUGAUAGCCCCUGUUAUAAUAGUGAAGAGACUUGCCUGAUGACUCCUUCCCCUUGUACUACACCACCAGUCAAGUCACUGGAGGUGGAUCAUUGGCCAAAGCUGAGCUCUAAGGACCAUAUACCUGCCCUUGUUCGUAGUAAUGCCUUCUCAGAGAAUUAUCUAGAGGUUCCAGUUGAGAUAGCUCGAGGGAGUGUUCAGGCUGUAGUCAUACCCUCAAAAGAUCCAGAGCCUCUUGAAGAAAACUGCACUAAAGCCCUGACUUUAAGGAUACAUGAUUCUUUGAAUAAUAGCCUGUCAGUUGGCCUUGUGCCUACCAAUUCAGCAAACAUCAUGGACCAAAAAAACUUGAAGAUGACAACUCCUGGUCAAACAAAAGCCCAAGAAGUUGAAAGAACCCCUCCAGCAAACUUUAAAAGGACAUUAGAAGAAUCCAACUCUGGUCCCCCUGUGAAGAAACAUAGACGAAAUUGCUUAAGUCAAAGUAGUGGUGCUCAGCCUGCAAGCCUCCCCGCAACCUCGCAGAGAAAGAACUCUGUUAAACUCACGAUGCGACGCAGACUUAGGGGACAGAAGAAAAUUGGAAAUCCUCUACUACAUCAGCACAGGAAAACUGUUUGUGUUUGCUGAAAUGUAUGUGGGAAACGUCCUUGUUGCUCCUCACCCCCGCUGCCCCCCGCCAACUUAGGAUAUGUGAGGGCUUUUUAAAAUUGGUACAGAAUUGAGGUUUUUUUUAAGGGAAGAAAAUAAAGAGUACCACAGUUUGACUUUUUGGAAUUGAACAAUUUUAUCCUAGCCUUGUACUUGUUUGUUAUUAUAAAUGUGAAUUUUGUAGAUAUUAGGGCAUAAGUUGCUGUAAAAUGUGUGUAAAUUUGUAUCCUUCACACAUAUCCAGUCUCUUACUCUGAUAAACAGUAAUUGUGAUGACAGGGCUAACCAUUUUUAAAAAAAAAAAAUCAAAAGAAUUUAUUAGAUUUUAGAAAUAUGUUUAAACUUUUUAAAAUGCUUAUUAAAAAUUUGUGUAAGCCACUUGUGAUGAGAACUACACAACUUUUUAAACUAAAUUAUUAAGCCAACUGGAAAAGUGAUGUAUUUUCAUAGUGACCUGUGUUCCACUUAAUGUUUCUUAGAGACUACUAGUGUCUUUUAAAUUUAUUUUUUAUUUUUAAUUUCAUAAUUCUGAAGUAAAAUUGUCAUAGAAGCAAGAAGUAUUGAGCCAUGCUAAAGUAGCUUAUGUUAGUCUCCUUGUCCCAAUUCAAUUACUAUGCAGUAUCUCUUUAUUUCAGUAGCAUUUUUCUAAAAUAUUAAUCAUCAGAUAUAUUCCAUGAAUCAUUUUGGAGUACAAGGAGGUGUAUUUACUUAAAAAAAAAAAUCCCCUUCUGAAUCAUCCAGGAUAUUAAAUGGCAUUAUUAGGUCUUUAAAGUAGUUACCCCCUUCUGUGUUCCUUAUAAUAUGUGAAGUUUUUCUUGCUAUUUGAAUAAUGGAUGGUGCUGCUAAUUCCCAACCUUUCUUAAGUUAUUUUAUAUUGUACAGUUUUCAUUGAUUAUAUGGGUAUAUAUUUGUUCAUCUAAUAAAUCAGUGAACUGUU
Molecule: messenger RNA, 2949 nt
Organism: Choloepus didactylus (southern two-toed sloth)
Lineage: Eukaryota; Metazoa; Chordata; Mammalia; Pilosa; Megalonychidae
Gene: PPM1D
Product: protein phosphatase, Mg2+/Mn2+ dependent 1D
Exons: 6
Coding region: 171-1991 (606 amino acids)
Biological process (GO): protein dephosphorylation
Cellular component (GO): nucleus; cytosol
Molecular function (GO): mitogen-activated protein kinase binding; protein serine/threonine phosphatase activity; cation binding
Source: RefSeq, a predicted model, not a curated record